AAGAACGUGAUCAAUUCGGUUCUGUUCAGCGCACACGGUAAAAUAUCGGCAGCGAAAAUGUACGCCCCACAGCAGCCAAUUUUAAUUCUGAGCAAAAAUACCAAGAUGGACAGCGGCCGCAAGGUGCAGUUGGACAACAUCAAUGCCGGCAAAUACAUAGCUGACUUGAUUCGCACCUGCUUGGGCCCGCGGGCGAUGAUGAAGAUGUUGAUGGACCCGAUGGGUGGCAUCGUGAUGACGAACGAUGGCAACGCAAUCUUGCGCGAGAUCACUGUGAAGCAUCCGGCCGCGAAGAGUAUGAUCGAAAUUGCGCGCACCCAGGACGAGGAGGUUGGCGACGGGACGACGUCGGUGAUCGUCCUGGCCGGUGAAAUUCUGGCCGAGGCCGAACAGUUCCUCAAGCAACAGAUUCACCCGACGGUUAUCAUCCGUGCGUACCGGGAAGCCCUGGAGGAUAUGAUCCGCAUCCUGCAAGACGAGGUGAGCAUCGAGGUGGAUCGCACCGACCGAGCCAAGCUGGCAGACGUGGUGAAAUCGUGCGUCGGUACGAAGUUUAUCGGCCGGUGGGGCGAUUUGGCAGUAAAGAUUGCGCUGGAUGCAGUCGAGACGGUCACGCUGACGGAGAAUGGACGCACUGAGAUCGACAUUAAAAAAUACGCCAAGGUGGAGAAGGUCCCGGGCGGUUCGAUCGAUGAUUCGUGUGUGCUGCGGGGUAUUAUGCUAAACAAGGACGUUACGCACCCGAAAAUGCGUCGCUACAUCGAGAAGCCCCGCAUCGUGCUGCUGGACUGCCCGCUGGAGUAUAAGAAGGGUGAAAGCCAAACGAACGUGGAGAUUGUGGGCGAUCAGGACUUCACCAAGCUGUUGCAAAUCGAGGAGGAGCACGUGGCCCGCCUGUGCGAAGACAUUAUUGCCGUCAAGCCGGACAUAGUGUUCACCGAGAAGGGUGUCUCGGAUCUGGCACAGCACUUCCUGCUGAAGGCGGGCAUUACGGCCAUCCGACGGCUGCGCAAAACGGACAAUAAUCGAUUGGCGCGUGCCUGCGGAGCAACGAUCGUGAACCGCACGGAAGAACUGACGGAGAAGGACGUCGGCACCGGGGCCGGACUGUUCGAGAUUAAGAAGCUGGGCGAUGAGUACUUCUGCUUCGUGACCGAGUGUGCCGAUCCGAAGGCGUGCACGAUUUUGUUGCGCGGUGCGUCGAAGGAUGUGCUGAAUGAAACGGAACGCAAUCUGCAAGACGCUCUGCACGUCGCGCGUAACCUGAUGCUCGAACCCAAGCUGGUGGCUGGUGGUGGAGCUGUUGAAAUGGCCGUAUCGCAGGCCCUUACCAGCAAGCAAAUCCAGGGACCUUACCGGGCCGUCGCCCAGGCUCUGGAGAUUAUUCCGCGUACGCUAGCACAAAACUGUGGCGCCAACACGAUCCGCACACUGACGGCGCUGCGAGCCAAGCAUGCUUCGCACUCAACCGCUGGUCCAUGCACUUGGGGAAUUGACGGAGAAACGGGCCAGUUGGCCGACAUGCAGGAACGCAACAUCCUGGAGCCACUGUCAGUGAAGUUGCAAGUCUACAAGACAGCCGUCGAAACGGCUAUUCUUUUGCUGCGCAUCGAUGACAUCGUUUCCGGUACGAAGAAGAGGAGCGGUGAUGGAGCCGCCCAAGGACCGACCGGUGGUAUGGGCGAGUGAGGUGAUGGUGCGCCCUAGGGACGAAACCGAGCGCUGCGGCUUUUCAAGUAUCUUUUCCCUGUUGGGCGGAUAAACAUCAACAUCCAAUGUCCUUGAUUUGCUGCUAACCCUGCUUUUUUCCAGCGAAAGAUCGCGGCCUAUGAUUAAUCCAUCUUAACUCUCUCACGUUGUGUCUUGGUUUAGAUUUUCACGUCACGUAUUUCACCAUUUACUCAUCUUUAAAAGCGAUGAAGCAAAC
Anopheles bellator is the source of this 1927-nucleotide messenger RNA. It is a transcript of the gene CCT3, whose product is annotated as T-complex protein 1 subunit gamma. Gene Ontology annotation, cellular component: chaperonin-containing T-complex. Gene Ontology annotation, molecular function: ATP-dependent protein folding chaperone; ATP binding; ATP hydrolysis activity. The record is from RefSeq and is a predicted model, not a curated record. Gene Ontology annotation, biological process: protein folding. Lineage: Eukaryota; Metazoa; Arthropoda; Insecta; Diptera; Culicidae. Bases 58 to 1689 code for a protein of 543 amino acids. The transcript has 3 exons.